Messenger RNA from Trematomus bernacchii (emerald rockcod), 2354 nucleotides. Its product is annotated as neuroplastin-like. Gene Ontology annotation, molecular function: cell adhesion molecule binding. Gene Ontology annotation, cellular component: cell-cell junction. The coding region runs from base 200 to 1393 and encodes 397 amino acids. The transcript is spliced from 9 exons. Gene Ontology annotation, biological process: cell-cell adhesion. The record is from RefSeq and is a predicted model, not a curated record. NCBI's taxonomy places the organism in Eukaryota, Metazoa, Chordata, Actinopteri, Perciformes, Nototheniidae.
CAUCGGGCUGACACACAGCAGAGAGCCACACAGGUAGCUAGCAGCAGUGCCGUAGGCUCCCGCUAGUCUACCUAGCAACACUUCCCAUUACCCAGCUUUAGUGUGUGUGUGGAGCCUCGGUGAAUCCAGCCCACAUCCUCAUAUCCUGCUCAGGUCACCUUUAGCGCGCGCCUACCGGCAUUUUCUCCCGUCUCCGAAGAUGAUACCUGGCAAACGAAGAGCUGCAGUCAUGUCCUUCUCGCUGGCGAUGAUCGGAGCCCUGCUGCUGCAGACCGUGUCUUCUCAGAAUGCGGGCUUUGUGAGAUCACCUUUUUCUGAGACUAAGCUCACGGGCGACGCCUUUGAGCUGUACUGUGACGUGGUGGGAAACCCCACCCCCGAAAUCCAGUGGUGGUACUCUGAGAUCAACCGGGCCGAUUCCUUCAGGCAGCUUUGGGACGGCGCCCGUAAGCGGCGAGUCUCCAUCAACACGGCCUACGGCUCCAACGCCGUGAGCUUGUUGGGGGUCUCGCGUCUCACGGUGGACGAUGUUGGGACCUAUGAGUGCAGAGCCAGCAAUGACCCGCGCCGUAAUGACCUGCACCAAAAUCCAGCCACCACCUGGAUCCGUGCGCAGGCCUCUAUAACGGUGCUGCAGAAGCCGUCGAUCGCCUCCUCUGAUCACACCUCACUUCCUGUGGAAGGCGACUCUUACCUGCUGCAGUGUAACCUGACCAGCGCUCACAGCGUCCACCAGGAGAGCUACUGGAUGAAGAACGGGGAGGAGAUCGCAGAAACACGCAGCCCCAAUAGGAACACUGAAUAUUUCCUGAAGAAGCCGAGAGGAGACGCCGCAGGAGUGUACAUGUGUGUCUACACCUUCGAGACGGCUCCUCCAGCAAACGCCACCAUAGAAGUAAAAUCUGCUCCUGACAUUAUAGGCCACAAGCGUAGUGAGAAUAAGAACGAGGGCCAGGUCGCUGUGCUCUACUGUAAGUCUACCGGAUAUCCUUAUCCUAUCUGGAACUGGCGCAAAUUCGACAAUGGCUUUCCCAGGGAAAUUGACAACUCAAGCGGGCGCUUCACCAUCAGCAGCAGAGACAACUACACCGAGCUCCACAUCGCCAACCUGGACAUUGACUUGGAUCCGGGCGAGUAUCACUGCAACGCCACCAACAUGCUGGGCACCCGCGACGAGAAGAUCGUGCUGAGGGUCCGCAGCAACCUGGCCCCCUUAUGGCCUCUCCUGGGGGUUUUGGCCGAGAUCAUCAUCCUGAUCGUCAUCAUCGUCGUUUAUGAGAAGCGCAAGAAGCCCGAUGAUUUACAAGACGAUGAUGACCAUGCAGGUCCAGUGAAAACUAAUUCGACCAACAACCACAAAGACAAGAAUCUCCGCCAGAGGAAUACAAACUGAGCAGCCUGUCUGCCGAGUUUCAUUUCACAAAUGUAUUGACCAUAUGAAAGUAAACAAGAAGGGUAUCCAUACCAGUUGUUAAUCAAAUGUAUCUGCCAUUACAAGUAUGGAGAGUUCAAUGAGGCAUGCCUUAUGAUUUUAUUGUGUGAGGAUGCGAAAAUUGAAUUGUUAACAAUAUAACAUUGUUGCUGCAUGCGGUUGUUGACGUUUAUGAUUUGUUUCCCCCUCCUAUCCACUAAUUUUACAUUUGUAAUACUUCUAAAAAUAAUGCAUGCAAGAUGUUGACCUUCUGUUUGAUACAGAAAUGGCUUUUUGUUUUGCUUUUUUCUCUGAGAGUGGCUUUAUUUAGAUGAUCUGUACUGUGUGUUGUAGAGGAAAACAAAACUUGGCAAUGUAAAAGAAAAUGCCACCAUAUUCUGGUAUGACAGUUGUGUACAGUUUUAUCAUUCCACUGCAUACCGUUUUACCUGAAGAUAUCUAUUGCAUUUUAAGGGCUUCGCAAUGUCCCUCUAAAUGUUAUUAAGAGUUACUUUACUGUAUGUACUGUAUGUAUUAAAUCACUAUAACUAUGUAUCAAAAUACCAUUUAAUAUAUAAAGACAAAUUAUAUGAUGCACUUAAAUAUUGAGGAUAAUGAAAAACUGUAUAAACAACCUUUAGGAAAUCUGUACUAAUCAUCCUAACAUUGUUUUAUAAUUAUGUGUAAAGCAUGGCUAUUAUCCUAUGCCAUUAUUAUCCAUAUCAAUAUGUGUUGAAAAAUCAUUGCAGCUUUUGAUUUCUCUGUGACAAAGCUUUAAACUAGUAGGAUCACCUUAGAGCGCUGAAGGCAAACCGCACAGCAGCAUGAAUACUUUACAGCUGACGUGGGAGGAGGCGGAGAAAGAAACAUGCGUCAGCACCGACACGUGAAAAAUCCCAAGGUCCCCAACUCAUUUUUAAGAAUAAAUAUCUCAAAAAACAAA